Molecule: messenger RNA, 1815 nt
Organism: Dujonia railenensis
Lineage: Eukaryota; Fungi; Ascomycota; Pichiomycetes; Serinales; Debaryomycetaceae
Source: the annotation of a GenBank genome assembly
AUGAAGCAUAUUUUAGCAGUUGUCAUUUUAUUUGCAACCUUCUAUGUUGCAACAUCGAAUUGCUUAGGUACGGCAUUGCCUGAUGGUGGUAUCUUACUUGACUUUGAAAUCCAAAGCGGUGACACAUACGACACUUUGUCACUGAAAAACGGGCCACACUUAUACAAAAGAGAUGGUGAUGUGAAAUUGACUCUUCGCAAUGAACUUAACAUGUACGUUGCUACCCUUGAGGUUGGAUCUAAUAACCAAAAGAAUACAGUCGAAAUUGAUACAUUUUCAUCAGAUUUAUUCUUUAUGGCCAAAGGAGUGAAGUGCGUUGAAGAUGCGGACUUUUACUAUGACUACUAUGACUUAUACUAUGAAAAGAGAAGAAGAAGAGACUACAUCUCCAAGCAAAAUAAUGAAGAUUUUGCAGAACGUGAUUUCGUGGGUGAUUUCUCUAGCUCAUUUGAUUCCGAGACUUCUGUAUAUGGUGUCGAAACUGGUGAUGCAACAGACUUUAGGGUUGAAACAGCCACAGGAACAUCCUCUAGUGACACUACCACAAACACCUGUACUAACUAUGGGUCAUUUGAAACAUCGCUGUCUUCAUCAUUCAAAAGGAACGAAACUGCACCUGCUUUUGUGAUCUUUUGGGAUGACGGCAGUGCUCAUGGAAUAUGGGGACAUGAUUCAAUUAAAAUUGGAAGUACUACUCUUGACUCUGUAUCAUUUGCAAUUGUGGACGAGUCUUCAAAAUUCAUUGGUGGGCUUGGUAUUGGUUUACCUGGACUGGAGAAUACCAAGUUCCUAUCAAAACUGGAGAAUGUCACAAGUUAUGAAUAUCUGAAUUUCCCUGUUCUUUUAAAACAACAAGGUGCAAUUAAAAAAAUGGUGUAUUCACUAUAUUUAAAUGCAGCGAGUGCCUCAGCUGGCUCAGUUUUAUUCGGAGCAGUUGAUCAUGCCAAAUACUCUGGGACUUUAGUAACGGUUCCUGUACUUGGUAAUGCUACUUACAGUCCUCAUGGCAUCCAAGUAAUGGUUGAUGGUAUUAGCAUGGAAGAUGGAAGCAGCGACAUUUCUAUAACUUCCAAUAAAUACGCUGCUACUUUGGGUACUGGUUUCAGUUUCACGUACUUUCCUGAAAGUUUAUUCUAUAAAAUUUUAGGCUCCUUAGAAAUUGUUGAAUAUUUAAACUAUGAUUAUAUUGUCAAUUGUCCCAAGAGUACCGAUGAUUUUGCUAUUAAAUUCAAUUUCAGUGGUUUGACAAUUUCUGUUCCAUAUUCAAAUUUAGUUAGAGGUUAUUAUUCUAAUUCAUCUGCAACUACUGAUCAGUGUUAUUUAGCAUUUGGAGCUACGUCCGAAGAUUUUAUAAUAUUAGGAGAGAACGUUUUGAGUAGCGGUUACUUUGUUUAUGAUUUAGAGGAUUUAACCGUUUCCUUAGCACAAGCUAAGUACACUGAUGAAACCGAUAUAGAAGUCAUUUCUAGUAGUAUUCCAAGGGCUAGCAAAGCUUCCUUGUACUCAUCUACAAAUUUCGAGACUGGAAUUGUAGAAUCGUCUGCGGAAACUAUUUUCUCUUACGCAACUGGAACCUUUACGUCUUACGAUCUUACAGCUGAAGCUGGUAUCUUUGAAGCUACUGAAACAAGUUCUGGAGCCCAAACUGGUUUGAAAACAGGCACUGGAUCUGGCACCACUAGUUCAAAAUCCAGUUCUUCUCCGACUACUUCUUCGACAACGAAACGUUCUGGUGAGGAAAAAAUAGCCAAAUAUACUUUAAUUAGUAAUUUGAUUGCUUCAGCUUUCGGUUUCUUAGUACUUGUUGCCUCUUAA